Messenger RNA from Nicotiana tabacum (common tobacco), 1077 nucleotides. RefSeq lists its product as uncharacterized. Gene Ontology annotation, molecular function: oxidoreductase activity. The record is from RefSeq and is a predicted model, not a curated record. NCBI's taxonomy places the organism in Eukaryota, Viridiplantae, Streptophyta, Magnoliopsida, Solanales, Solanaceae.
ACCUAUAAAUGUACGUCUUAGAUUAUAACCAUCACAGCAUAGUAAACACCGAAAAACUCCUAGCAAGUCCCAUAGCAAUAUGACAACUCAUAAAAAGAGCAAUAUGGCAGACCAUUUGGAGCCUUGGCGCCAAUUGCAAGGCAAAGUGGUGUUUGUCACCGGUGCAUCGGCGGGGCUCGGCCGUGAAUUCUGCCUUGACCUUGCUAGGGCAGGCUGUAGUGUCGUGGCGGCCGCCCGUCGGGUGGACCGCUUGGAAUCCCUUUGUCAUGAAAUUAAUACAAUGGCAAGUUCAAAUACUCAACUUGUUAGAGCAGUGGUUAUUGAACUUGAUGUUACUGCUGAUGGUCCAACUAUUGAAGCAUCUGUAAAGAAAGCUUGGGAUGCUUUUGGCUACAUUGAUGCUCUUAUUAACAAUGCUGGUGUUAGAGGUGGAAUAAAAUCAGCAGUAGAUCUUUCUGAGGAAGAGUGGCGCAAUACUUUACAAACAAAUUUGACAGGAUCUUGGCUAGUUUCCAAGUAUGUUGGAAGACAUAUGAAAGCUGCAAAAAGGGGAGGCUCCAUUAUUAAUAUUUCAUCUAUUUCUGGUUUAAAUAGAGCUUUAAUGCGUGGGGGAAUUGCCUAUAGCUCCUCCAAGGCUGCCAUGGAUUCCAUGACAAAGAUAAUGGCAUUAGAAUUGGGAGAACACAACAUUAGAGUGAAUGCAAUAGCUCCAGGGCUUUUCAAAUCGGAGAUUACUGAGAAACUAGUAGAACAAGAUUGGCUAAAGAAUGUAGCAACAAGAACUGUUCCACUGAAAACUUUUGGAACCACAGAUCCAGCAUUAACUUCACUAGUGAGAUAUUUGGUCCAUGACUCUUCCAACUAUGUAUCUGGCAAUAUCUUUAUUGUUGAUGCUGGUUAUACUCUACCCGGCCUCCCUAUCUUUUCUUCUCUAUAAGUUAUUAUCACUUGAAGAGGAAUUGUAGUAUAUUAUUGAUAAAAUAUUUUUCUUUUAUUAGGAAUGUGGUGUUAAUAUUUCUCUAUAACUUCACUAGGCAAACAUUUUUCAAUAAUACAAUAUAAUAUUUUCCUUUUUUA